Molecule: messenger RNA, 2583 nt
Organism: Myripristis murdjan (pinecone soldierfish)
Lineage: Eukaryota; Metazoa; Chordata; Actinopteri; Holocentriformes; Holocentridae
Product: mid1-interacting protein 1-B-like
Biological process (GO): regulation of lipid biosynthetic process
Cellular component (GO): cytosol
Source: RefSeq, a predicted model, not a curated record
CCGACAUUACAGCCGCUCCCUGCGGGUCAGAGCCGCAGACCGCCGGUGUGAAGUCAGCCGGAGACCCGGGAGGAGCAGCCGCAGACACCGGACCACACCACAGGACGGAACCACGACCCCCGACACACGGCAGUCAGUCCUGUUCUUCGCCCCGAGGCUCCAGAGGAGGAAACGCCCCGGGAGCAGCAGCUGCCAGCCGGUGCCAGCCUCAGCGGGUACACCUCGCCCCCCCGACACCACACACACACCCCGGCCCGCCGACACACUCCUGUGGGAGCGGCCCGCGCUCCCUCACGCAGCAGCAGCAGUCAGGCCGCAGCUAAACCCCCUUCAUAAUCCUCUAAAGAGCUUUAGCGGGCUAAGUUUGGCCCGGGACGGUGGCAGGUGCGCACCAAGGGGAGGAAGGGCGUCGCCGUCGCUCCCCGUCUGGAGGAGCCUCAAACAGAGCAGCUACACGCUGAAGGGACUACUUUCUCUUGCCUGCUGUUCCACGUCCCGCCAGCGUCCAACAUGAUGCAGAUAUCUGAUUCCUACAACCAGAAGAACUCGCUCUUCAACGCCAUGAACCGCUUCAUCGGCGCCGUCAACAACAUGGACCAGACGGUGAUGGUGCCCAGCCUGCUGCGGGACGUCCCGCUGGAAGAGCACGACGAGCUCAAGACGCCGCAGACGGACAACAGCGGCGGCGGUGGCGGCGGCGGCGGCACGCCCGGCUACUUCCAGGACGGCGACAUGUACGGCUCGUACAUGCUGCUCAAGUCCAUCCGCAACGACAUCGAGUGGGGCGUCCUGCAGGGCGAGGAGCGGCGGCGGGACAAGGCGGGCGUGACGCCGGCCGAGGUGGACGAGGACGACCUGGAGAAGCAGUUUCACUACCACCUGAACGGACUGCACGCCGUGCUCACACAGCUCACCCGCAAGGCCAACACGCUCACCAACCGCUACAAGGAGGAGAUCGGCAUCCGGGGCUGCGGCAACUGAGGCCGCUAAAGGGACAGUUCACCCAAAACGCACACACAUAAAAAAAAGAUACUCCCCCUCCAUCCGCCGCCGUCUGUCAGACAGUUUCUGUGCGAUUUGAGAGUUUCCCCUCCGUCACCCCGACUCAGCAGGGAGGACAGCCCACAUACCCCUUAGGGAACUAUUUUCCACCAAAGAACACCUGCAAACGUAUCAAUCCGCCCCCCAAAAAUGUGUCAAGUUGAGGUGAGCAGAUGUAAAUACUAGAUAGAAAAAAGUACUCGCUACAAAUAGAAUCAGAAUGUUUAUAAUUAAGGUCAAAUUAAAUAAAUGAAUAAAUCAAAUAGCAGGACAGGAGGCUGGAAACUUCAAACUGCACUCAAACUGUCUGGCUGGGCGUACGUGCGGCGCCGGCGGGCGGGGCGUGCUGCGGGGCGAGCAGCGGCGCCAGGACACGAGGACGGCCCGGAGAAAGGGACAGUUCACACAAAACAGGACAUUUCCCCCCUGUAGUGUCUGUCUGGGUUUCGGUGUGACUUGGUGGGGUUUCCACUCUGCGGCCCCUCUAGGCUUUCAUGCUGGCGUUCACAUUCCAGCUCGGAACUCAGGAUUCCCAGCCUCCCACUGCAAAGAAAAGCACCCACUCCACUCAGAAUCCCUGGUCAGGAGUGGAAACUUCACCAGGUCGCCCUGAAACUGUCCAGAUGGACGAGUCACACCAGCAGGAGGCGGGGGAAAUGUGGUUUUUUUUUUUGUUUUUUUUUGGUGAAUUGCCCCUUUAAAUCUCACACGUCCAUGACGGACGGGGGGCGGAGUUAUUUCGGCAGGACUGGGGUUUGGCCGCCGGGCACCUGGCCAGCAGACGGGGGUUCCUGCAGGUGUGCCGGCGGUGUGUUUGGGUCUUUUCUCGAUGGUGUGUGUUUUCAUCCUGUUGCUCUUUUUCUAUUUUCUCGUUUGCGCUCUGGGUCAGGGUUCGGUUCCUCUUCCUGUUUCUUCACACUUUUAUUUUUUUAAAGCUAUGCAACCGGCGCCGGGCGAGGGGGCGCCGUGCGGGCGGGGGGGGGGGGCGCCGGGCGGCUUGAAGAGAAAUCCUUACGGCUGCAGACUCGGCCCUUCAGGAAGCAGCCGGCGCGUCAGCAUCCUCUGGGCGGUUUCCUUGAAUCUGAUUGGCUGAUGGAGGCUGUUGCCGGGCGACACUGACCCGCAGCGAGUCAGUGUGUCAGACUCGGCGGUGAUGCCUUUGAUGUCGGCUCAGGUCGUACGCCGCCCGGGUGCUGUCCGUCACGCCUCACAAACAUUCAGUAACAACAAUAAUAAUGUAAUAAUAAUAAUAAUAAUAAUAUUAAUGUUGACGUGCGCGGCGAGUCACGUCAUGACGUCACAAACAUUUAGGCUGCGGCGCCGCUUAGCCUUUCAAAAUAAAACCUCCCUGUUUCAUUUUCAACCCGAGUUUCAGAAUCCAGGCUUUAACGCUGCGUUCAGUGACAGUCGGGAAAAACAAACGCUCCGUCAGGCUCCUGGUGGCCGAGGUCGGUGCGGCAGUCCAGGAUCCUGACAGCCCAUAUUUAUUUAUUUAUUUAUUUACAGUAAAUUUGAAAAGUUGCCGUUUCAAAAGUCUUGAAU